Molecule: messenger RNA, 1491 nt
Organism: Puma concolor (puma)
Lineage: Eukaryota; Metazoa; Chordata; Mammalia; Carnivora; Felidae
Source: RefSeq, a predicted model, not a curated record
AUGUGGCUUAGGGGGUCAGCUCUCCCCCUGCCCAGUGGUGCCUAUGCCAGUCCUCGGGCAGCCUGUGAGCUGGCCCUCUUCAGGUUUGUUAUGUACCCCAACGGGGAGCUGCCCGGUGGUCUGCUGGAGUCUGGGAGUCCUUCUGUGAUCAUCAGCUCUCUACCAACAUUCCCCUUUGACGUGAUACCCAUGUUGCACGGUCUCUCAGCAGAGAUGAUGGGAGUGACCCAUGAUUCACAUCAGCCUGGAUUUGGAAAUUCCACUUACUUGGAUGAUCAUGGGCCACCUCCUAGUAAGUUUGAAAUUGUGACUGUAAUCUCCUUCAACCAGCAGAAGUUUGUACGAGGCCGAUCCUCUUACUAUAAAUGUAUUUUCAUUAUCCAGGAGUGGAGUGGCAAAAACGCUCUUGACUUUCGAAGCAGUAGCCAAAAUAAGGAGAAGAAUAUAAAAAUGAAUAAAAAGAAUGUGCUACCUUUCCCGAGCCAGGUCGUGUACAACAGGGUAGGCAAGUGUGGGAGUCGUACUGUGGUCUUGCUUCUGAGAAUCUUGUCAGAGAAGCACGGAUUCAAUUUGGUCACGUCAGACAUUCACAACAAAACCAGGCUUACUAAAAAUGAACAAAUGGAACUGAUUAAAAAUAUAAGUACUGCCGAACAGCCCUAUUUAUUCACUCGACAUGUUCAUUUCCUCAACUUCUCAAGGUUUGGAGGAGACCAGCCCGUCUACAUCAACAUCAUUAGAGACCCCGUCAACCGGUUUUUAUCUAACUAUUUUUUCCGUCGAUUUGGAGACUGGAGAGGGGAACAGAACCACAUGAUCCGCACCCCCAGCAUGAGGCAGGAGGAACGCUACCUGGAUAUCAAUGAGUGUAUUCUUGAAAACUAUCCUGAGUGUUCCAACCCCAGAUUAUUUUACAUCAUUCCAUAUUUUUGUGGACAGCAUCCCAGAUGCAGGGAGCCUGGUGAGUGGGCCCUUGAAAGAGCAAAACUGAACGUGAAUGAAAACUUCCUGCUUGUGGGGAUUCUUGAAGAGUUGGAAGAUGUGCUGCUUUUACUGGAAAGAUUUUUACCUCAUUACUUCAAGGGUGUGCUCAGUAUCUACAAAGACCCAGAGCAUAGGAAACUUGGAAAUAUGACUGUGACCGUGAAGAAGACUGUCCCCUCCCCCGAGGCCGUGCAGAUUCUCUACCAGCGAAUGAGAUACGAGUAUGAGUUCUACCACUACGUCAAAGAGCAGUUCCACCUGCUGAAACGCAAGUUUGGACUGAAGUCCCACGUCAGCAGGCCCCCUCUGAGACCCCAGUUCUUUAUUCCAACUCCACUGGAAACCGAGGAGCCGAUCGAUGAUGAGGAACAAGAUGACGAGAAGUGGCUAGAAGAUAUUUAUAAGAGAAACCAACAACUCUCUCUAGAGUUUUUUCUUCGUUCACUAAAAUUGGACAGUAGCCAAGAUAUAAAGCAAGUCAUUUGGAACCUGUCGAGUGUGCACUAA